AUGACAGUGGUGUCCGUCGAUUCAAAAAGGAAAGAAAUCUUCCAAGAAUAUAUCAGUAAGCGAGUUUUGAUUGAGUGGGUUCGUAUAACAGCUAUUCUGACAGUACGGAAAAUGCUUUCUCUUGGCCUGCUUUCGCCGGCGUUAGUGGUAACAUACCAGCUUACCGUCUUGCUCGCUAGGAAAAAACUGUACUCAUUAUAUGCUUUAAAGGAAAUCAAGGCUCCUGACAUGUCUGUCAAACGAGGACUGCUAUAUAUCGGAAAGAAUAUGAUAGUUAAACCCGUCAUCGUUGCCAUCAGCUUAAACCUCAGUCUUUCGGAGUGGAAAGGCUGA
Cooperia oncophora is the source of this 333-nucleotide messenger RNA. The record is from the annotation of a GenBank genome assembly. Lineage: Eukaryota; Metazoa; Nematoda; Chromadorea; Rhabditida; Trichostrongylidae.